UCUGGCGUUAAUCGGGGAGAUUUGGUAUACUUGCACUUCAACUCGAUCAUAUUGAUUUUAUCCAUUUUCGCAGUCCUCAUUUGAGCUACCCCUGAUUGCCACGAUUUGCCACGUAUCAUUUUGGUACUGGUAAUAUGACAACAAUAUCGGAAUUAUGGUUCGGAAUCGAAAAUCACCCUAAAAUACUGGAUAUCGACCUGAAAAGUUUUAUCCGAACGAGAUUUACGUUUGUAAUUUGGCCGCUUUUUCGUCUCUCCUCUGCUUAUCAACCGUCCAGCUUCUCUACAUUUUCCAAUUUCACUGGAACGAAGACCUCUAUCUCUCUCAAUUCGUUGGACUCGAAGCGAUGCGAUUUUGGCUUCUAUCGAAUCUGGGCGGAUUUCGUGCUGGGACCCAUUAUCUAUACAUCACCAGUGACGAUUCUCGCGGCGACUAAUCGAUCCGUCGGUGUGAUCUCCAACUGCUUAUUCUGUGCUGUGGCGAUUGGCUCGAUGGUUUUCACUGCGAAAUGCGAUCGGCAGAAAUAUGAAUUCCGGAAAUCUAAAGGAACGCUGAAAGUUGGAGGAGUUGAUGCUUUUUUAUUAGUGCAAAGUAUCGAACUGACUCCGGAGAUGCUAAUACUAAUAUUUUACUAGGCAGUGGCCAUUGGGGAGUAUGCAGGCAUCCCAACUAUGCCUCCGAAGCCAUCACAUUCGCCGCUUUCUCUGCAUUUCAAGGCUUCCCAUCCACCAUUGCUCACAUCCCAUCCUUAUUCGUUAUCCUGUUCCUUGUUGCACGAGCUUUCACCGAUGAGAAUCGAUGCCUGAUCAAGUACGGGCAAUACUGGGCACAGUAUUGUUCGAAAGUUAAAUACCGGUUUCUUCCUGGCGUAUUCUGA
Messenger RNA from Caenorhabditis elegans, 877 nucleotides. Lineage: Eukaryota; Metazoa; Nematoda; Chromadorea; Rhabditida; Rhabditidae. The record is from the annotation of a RefSeq genome assembly.